UAAAGAAAGUCGGGGUAAGAUGAAAUUUUUAGGAGGCUGGGGCUCCAAGCCCAUUGUUUCACAUGUUGUCGAAGGGGCUAACCCCGACACAGGAGAACUGCCAACUGCGGUGGAAACUUUUCAAAAGUUUCACCAUAAAGGCAACGAUUGGCGCAACGAGUUCGCGCAACAAGCUUACGAGCAAAUGGUUGAAAUAGCGGCAACUCAACCAGCGCCCACUGCAGAUGAGCCCGAAGAGCCUGCUGUCGAUCCUACACAGUACCCCCGAGACUUACCUGUUAUGACGCAAGUACUCGGGGAACGAUCUCGGCAUCUUAGAGGCUUUGGUCAUCUCCCCAGACUGAAGGGAGUUGGGGCCAAAAGAGCACCUGCCACGCAUCCUUCAGCCCAACCAACUGUUACAAUGGAACAGUAUGAGGCUUUACAGAAAAAAGUGGAGGAAGCGGAGCAGACAACUCAACAUACGAGGCAAAGCGGUAUGAGACACAACAACUCUACCUCAGACGAUUCCAAGAUCAGUUUGAGUAUCUUUCUCGAGCUGUGCCGGGUUUCAACUUGCCUCCCAUGGAUCUUCCACCAUUGCCCACUCCCCGGUGCCGGAUCAUCUGGCCGUCGUCAGUGCCGGGAUCGUCAUCGCAGCCUCCCGAGACUCAGAGAAACAACGAUGACGACAUUACCCGCCUAUAGAACUAGUAACGGGAAAACUGAGGCAUUCAACAAGUUAAUCAAGCAUACCAUCAAAGGAAAGCUCAAAGAAAGGAAAGACAUAUGGCAAGAAGAAUUACCUAAAGUAUUGUGGUCGUACAAUACCACACCGCAGUCAACAAUUGGCAAAACUCCCUUCUUACUUUCUUAUGGGUGCAAAGCCAUUGUUCCAGGUGAAGUAGAGGCAGGUUCACUCCAUCGCGAUGCUUUCAAUGUCAAAGAAAAUGAACUGGGAUAG
Molecule: messenger RNA, 943 nt
Organism: Cannabis sativa
Lineage: Eukaryota; Viridiplantae; Streptophyta; Magnoliopsida; Rosales; Cannabaceae
Exons: 4
Coding region: 20-943 (307 amino acids)
Molecular function (GO): nucleic acid binding
Source: RefSeq, a predicted model, not a curated record